Molecule: messenger RNA, 984 nt
Organism: Acanthamoeba castellanii str. Neff
Lineage: Eukaryota; Discosea; Longamoebia; Acanthamoebidae
Exons: 7
Coding region: 1-984 (327 amino acids)
Biological process (GO): lipid homeostasis
Cellular component (GO): membrane; endoplasmic reticulum
Source: RefSeq, a predicted model, not a curated record
AUGACGACGAUCCGUGACCUGGUACAAAAUUACGUGAUUGACACGACCUACUGGACGGGACCCGAUCCAACGUGGAAUCAAGUCUAUGCUACGCGCAUCGCGGCCGUCGUGGCUCUCGGCACCCUCUACGCCUUCUUGUUCAAGCUGCUUUACGUCGUCUGCGAGGCACUCUCCUACCGUCUCUUCCGCAAGUAUAAGUCUCUUAACGAGAUGCAGAAAGUCGAUUGGACCUCGCGGGUGGUAGCCAUGUUCUUCAUUAUUGUCAACACGUACCAGGCCUACCUUCUCAUCGGCGAGAGCCACCACUCCAUCGUGCCGGUGGAGGGCACCGAUCCGACCAACUGGGACACCGCUCAGUGGCGGCUGGACACAACCGUGACGGACAACUGCCUCUACCUGCUGUAUCUCUACUAUGUCUUCGUGUUCGCCUACGAGCUGUACGACCUCAAGAACUGCUGGGACAUUCGAAUGAUGUCUGGCGUGCUCCACCAUGUCGUCCUCCUCAUCAUCAUUCCCAUGAACUGGCCCAUUACGCUUAUUGCCGUUCCUAGCGUGUGGAUGACUGUGUGCACCUACUUCACCAACAUUCCCGCUCACAUCCGUUCGUUCAUGGUGCACUUGGGAUACCGCGACACCAAGUUUUACACUUACAACAAGUGGGCCUGGUGGAUCUCGUACAUCGUAUUCCGACUGUUCGGCAUCCCGUGGUUCUCGUCGGUGAUGUGGUUCACCAUCGCACCCAUGAAGGCCCAGUCGCCCAUGUUCCCCAUCGUCUACUAUUUUGCUGCCAUGGCUGUCCACUACUCCCUUUCGCUCUACUGGUUCGUGGAGAUGACCAAGACCAUGUUCCCGGUGUCGAGGGAGAUGAAGAGGGUGGGCAGCUAUGCCCUGGUCCCCAAGCUUGCCGACAAGUCGAAGCGUAACCGUGGCGGUGAGAGCGAGAGCGAGAGCGGCGAAGACGAGGGUGGCCAGAAGUUCGACUGA